AUGAGUCUCAUUUUGAGAGAAUCAAAGAUGGCGGAAGAUGUGAAUCUCCAAGCUUCAGGGUAUGACGAAGAUUUGUGCGAAAAUCCGUUCUUUAAGUACAUGCAAACAAAGCAAAAACAAAUAUACGAGGAAGCAGCUAGCAAAAGAUGGAUGGUAGGUCUGAUUACUCAGAUAUUUGGGAUCGAAUUUUUGCAGAAAACUGAUGCAAAGGUGACAUCACUGCUGCUAUUUACGGAACUUAUUAAACUUUCCCCAUUGCAUUUCUCAGUGAUUGUCAACGUCACUUCUCAUGUCAAUUUGGGAAAGUGCCUCAUAAAAAUUUUUUUUUGGAGGGCAAUUCGAGUAAUUCCCACGGCCAGACAGAGAGGUGGACUUUCAACCUUCCAGGUGUUGAAGCCAGUACUUGUUUGCUAAUGCAUGACUUAACUUGAUCUUCACUCAACUUUCGUACGGAAUAGACGUACUUGAAAUUGUCUUCAGGUGAAUCUGAGUAGCAAGUCUCAAUCUCUGAGUGACAAAGAUGAUGCAGUGUCACGAUCAGGCGCCAUCAGCAAGAUUCAUCUGUUUUUUUUUCAAACAACAUAAUUUUUCUGUUUUUCAAUAUAGAUUUGUGUUCCAAGACAAGGAACUCUACCAAGAGGAAACUUUACCCAGAGCCAUGUUGAAAAUCACAUACUACAACCUGUAAAGGACAAAUCAUCCGUAUUUAAAACUGUGAACAACAAGGUGAGAUAAUUGCUUUGCAAAAAGAGUGUGUACUGUAUUUCCUUGAAUAAGUGCCUGUGCACUUAUUUAAAUUUUUGGCUACAAAGAGGGGUGCUUAUUGGAAGGAGGGCUCUUAUUAAGAAAUUAUUAACCUUUGCUGGUUCUGUUGUAGUCAAAGCUUAGAAAGUUAUUGAUAAAGUGGCAAUAGAAAUAGAGAAUAAUAUAUGGGCAUGCAUAGAUAUGGAAUUUCUCUUCAGGUGUUCAACUCAAUAGCUCACUAAUGGGCGCAGCAAAUGAGUGACAUGUCAAGGUGAACAUGUGAAGAGAAAUUUGAUAUCUAGAAGCAACCAUAUAUCAUUUUGUUUAUCAUAUAAACACAAUAGCCCUUUACUGAUAAGAAAAGCCAACUUCAUCAAUGAAUGAAAAUAAAUGAAUCUACAAUCCAAUUAACAAUCAUGUGUGUUGGCACUAACUCUUAAGAUCGAAAAAUGCAUUGAAUCAUGAUUAUCAGAACAACAAUGAAUGUAAUUCUUAAUUUACAAAAUUCUCAUUUUAUUGACUUUGAAGAAGUCUUUCAGGUAAAUGGCCAAAAUCGGCCAGUGGCAAAUCUUCCAAGUGUUAAUUUUUCAUUCUCAGCUGCAAGAAAUGCCAUCACCAAAACCACUGAAUACAUAACUUUCAGUUUUCUUUUCAUAUAUUGGUUUUCUUCCUCUUCUAGGAAAGUUUUAUUAUAAAAUAAUUCAAAUAGUACGCGCGCUCUGAUUGGCCAUAAAACCAUUUUAUAUGAGCGUAUGUAAACACGGUUUUUCGUUCCUCUUUCAUUAGUUAUUUUAUAAAAGAAAUGUAAAAUGGUUUUCAUGUUUACAUAGCCUGAUGUAAACACUUGGGAGGUUAGGAGAACACUCGAUAAGCUGGAAACCACUCCGCUUCACGUUGUGGUUUCCUACGCUUAUCUUGUGUUCUCCCAACCUCCUGCAUGUUUACAUCAGGCUAUGUAAACAUGGAAACCAUUUUACAUUUCUUCAAUGUCACUGUUUGUGAGCAAUACGGAUUUUUUAGUGUUUUAACUGCCAUAAUCCAAGAAAGUUCCAACAAACUACCAUGUAUUGAGAAUCAUGAAGGCUUUGCUGUUCAUUCAUCAACCUGACUGAGGGGUGUGAAAUGCAAGUGACAUGUCAGCAGCUGAUUAGCGAUAUCAAAUGCAUGUGGAAAAAAAGCAAUAUUUUUUCAUGCAUGUUGUUACAGCUUUUCUCAGGGCUGGAAAUCCUUGUGUAACAUUGUAGUUUAUAUGAGAAAAAUAUUUUCCUUAUAUCUGAAAUGUUAAUAAGGAAGGAGGGAGAGGUGCUUAUUCAAAAGGGAUGCUUGUUGACAUUAAGGUCUAGGAGAAUUUCCACCAAUGAGCCACAUGACAUUCAUCUGGCAGAUGCUCUGUAUGAUAUCCUACCAACAAUCUGUUUAAGAGAACUCUGUUAUCCAAGGUGGCACAGGAGUGAAUAUGAUCAUCAUUAAUAAGCAUGUGAAGUUUACAUGAUAACCCAAUAUCUGCAGCAGAUAUUAAGUUACCAUGUCGAGUUCAAAGUCUGUCAAGUUUCCAAGCUCCUUGCCCAUGGAGAGUCCUCAAACUUUAAACUUGGGAGAGGUGUCUUUUUCAGAUUGUUUAGUAAAUGUAUGAUAAAACAUUUAUUGAAUUUGGUUUUAGCACGAUAUCAUGAAUUGUCAAACCUCAUGUCUAUUAUCUGCCUCAGCCUUCAGCAGAUAACCUAGACCUCAGUAAUGAUAACUCAUUAUCGUGCUCAACCUCCUCCAAUAACUGCUUAUAAUUAGUCAGGAUAGUUUAAUUGUAUAGUGCAAGUACUAGAAUACCCAUUUUCCAAUGGAGAUCAUUAUACAGUCAGACCUUGCACUGUACUUGUUUUUUUGCAGGAAGUCCAAGUAAGUGGAGAUUUUAUAGUGACAACUGAAGGCUUUCAGGAUGUGAAAUCAGUAAGUGCUCUCAACAUUGCUGAUGCUUGCCGUCUUCAGGACUCUUGCCCCUUAUGAACCUAGAAAUGGCUUGCAGUGUAUACCUUACCAUUGGGAUCUUUGUAACUGAGAAAUAGGGCAUUUAGCAUAACUCUUUAGCACCUAAGAGUAACUAGCAUCUAAUUUCUUCCCACAAUAUCACCCUUGACUUAAAUAUUAAGUUCAGAAGAAUGAAGGAAAUAAUCAUCAAAUAAACAAGCUCUUGAUUGUUACACAAAUUCUCCUUGCCAGCACCACAGGAAAUUUAUAGAGAUCUGUAUGGAGAAUAUGCAUACUGAUGUUAAGUCCCGUUCCAACAGUCAUGAUAGUUGAUGAUAGUCAAUGUUAGUUUCAACAUCCAUUUGCUAUCAUGUUUGCAUUCAAAUUGUUCAUGAUAGUUGAUGAUAGCUGAUGAAAUCACACAUCGAGAUUGCAUAAUUCUAAACAAGUAUUUUGCUCACUGAGGUCAGCAAUUUUGGUGGCAUUUGAAAUUUUAAUCAAGAAGUUGCAAGUUGAAGAUACUGGAGCCUACCAGGAGAUGAUUAGAAUGAAUUGCAAAACAUUCUGUGAAAUUUUGGUGGCUACUUUAGUCAUUUUACCAUUUUGGUUUGAGCUCUUUUUCGACAAAACUGCUGACAGAAAAACUAUCAUUCACCAUCAUCCACAUGUUCAAACAGCAAAAAACUAUCAUUAACUAUCACGUUGAAUUUGAACAUGUUCAAACUACACAAUAGUUAAUGAUAGUGCAUGAAGUUGGGGUUCAAACUUGCAAUUAAGAUAAAACUAUCAUUGAGUAUCAUGACCAUUUGAAUAGGGCUUUAGGGUGUAUACAGUUAAAAUCCAAAGGUUUGGGUUUUGAUUUCUGCACAAGUACUCAGAUCGUUUGUCCAAACCCAAUUUGUGACCAGUUGAAUAACAUCAUUUUUGAUUUGAUGCCAAUAUUGAAAUUCUUCCUAUCCUGUUGACCCAUAGAAGUACUGCCGGUAUUUGAAAUGCAUGAUAAUAACCAACCAUGGGCAUUGAUUCACUACACUUCAGUUCAAUUAUUUAUUUUCAUUUUGUAUGAUACACACUGUAGUUAAUAAAGUCUAGUCAUUGUAAUAGAUAUUAAUUUUGUGUUGUUUGCUGCAUGUAUGUACACUAUAAGCAUCAUGGUUUUAAUAUAACUUUCUUGCCACCACUAAACAUUCAUUGAUGGUGAAUUUUCUUUCUUGUUUUAUCUUAAUAGGUGCGGGUGCUGUUUGAAGAAACUUUUUUCAAUGGUAACAAUCAGAGCUUUCCAGUGCUGUGUAUCGACCAGCCAUUAGAAGGAGGAAUAGGUAAAAACUUCAUAUAAAUUGAUAAAAACUACGCAGAAAACUCAUUUUCACCUCAGGAAUCUCUCAAGAGAGUAUUAUCUUUUAUAUUAUGUAUCAGUUGAAGUUAAGAAAUGGGUGUAGAGUGAGAUGAUUUCAACUUGCUCAUUUGUACAAUCCUCACAGGUGAGGGUGAGAAAGGAUUUAUACAUGAUGUUUGACCAAGGCCAAAAUGAAUAUGUGACACGUUAAGUUACUGGUUUCCAUCUUAAAUUUGUGACAUGUGAAAUUCUGUUAAAAGUACUUGUGACGCAUGAAUAUUUCUAAAAUUUGUGCUUGAAGUGAGAUCAGGUCGUAUUAUAUGCUAGCCUCACUGGUGUGCUGCAAUUUAACCCUUUACACCAUAAGAUCAGUAUGUUUAUUUUCUAUACUGUUUUCUAUACUUUCUUAAGGUGCUGAUAAGGAGAUUUUGCUUAACAAUCAAGAGCUCCUGUACCUGUUGAUCAUUUCCAUUAUUCUCAUGACCUUAAUGUUUGAUUCAGGGGUGAUAUUGUAAGGAGAAAUUAGCUGCUAGUCACUCUUAGGGUUUAAAGGGUUAAGCAACUGCUAUUACUGUACUUGAUUUUCAUCCAGGUCAGGAGAAUUUAUUCCAUUUGAAAUGGGAUCAGAUUCAUUUAAAGGAAAGAUUAACUUCUCAAAUUUACCCUAAUUACAGUGUGUGGCUUUGUACAUGUCCCUCAGUUGUUAGUUGUGCCCAACUAUUAUCUGGAAGGCACAGGUUCAAAUCCUGUCAAAGCCUGAAUUUUUUAAGGUUUUUUCUAUUGCAAUUGCUUAAAUUACAGAACACCUGGGAGGACCAUUGCUUCACUUGAUUCGCAGGUCAAUGAAAUUUAUAUCAUUGAAAAAUUCCUUUCAACAGGUUAAAGGAAUAUCACACAUGUACCAUUUACGCUUUCUUGAUUCAUCCAUGGUUAACUUAUGAUCCUUACAGUGAGGAAUGCAUGUAUGGUGCAUUGCAUCUUGCCAAUUUGGACUGGGAGUUGUUUUAAGUACAAUUUGUAUGAUUUUAUAAAAUUUCCUAUCACAGGAGGCAGUCUGGAACUAAAAGUAACAUCUCUUGAAUCUUUACAAGCAUGUUGUGAAUUCUUGUGGAGCAGUGCAGGUUUGCUGUUUUGUUUUGUUUUACUUUUUGGUUUGUUAUUAUUAUUAUUUUUUUUUUUUUCAGCCACACUGUAAGUGUAGGGUGUGCAAUAAAUUCCAGGUGGAAGAGAUUCAACUAGGCUGACUUGUUAACAUUGUCUCCAAUUUGAAUAAUUUAUCUCAUUAAUAACCGCAGUAAAAGAAAAACAGUAAACAGGACAUUUUAUGUUUGCGUGUGGAUAUACCUUAUGUGAUGGUAUCUCUUUAUCUACAUGUAUGAACAAGAAUGUUUUCUGGCCUUCUAUUUCAGGACGCAAACAAUCUCAGAAACAGAUUGAUGAUAUUUUGUUGUUGUUCAACUCAACUUAUGAACAGCUUGAGGGAGAAUCACUAAGGCAUUUGAUGGUAAGCAUAUACAUGUAUAAUGCCAUACAUUAUCCAGGAAGAAAUUAAUUGAACACCAAAUUCUUGCAACUAAUUUACAAGAGAAUAUGUAGCAGCUUGAGGGGAGAAUGAACAGAUCUUGGGGGUUAAAGGAUUAAUGAUGUAUGACAGCUUGUUUAAAAGCUUGUAUAGGCAAUGAAACCCACUACAACUUUUUUAAGAGUAUGGCUUGACACAUUGUGAUGAUUUUAACACCAACAGGAUGCAGCUCACGCAAUAUACACACGCGCCAUGCAAGCAGCCCUCAAGAACUCACAGCUUGUAAGUAUAGACUAUAAGAUGAUGAGGUGGCACCUUAUAUAAAAUAAUGAUAUGUAUAUGUCUGUUUAUAUGGACUGGUUAGCAUCAGAUACUGGUAAUAAAAACACUUUUGGUUGUUUCAUGCCUCAAAAACUUGAUUUCAAUUUGAAGUUUUGAAUCACCUGGCUACAGUGCUGACUCGCACCUUGUACUAAACAGAAGUUAUAACAUUUAAACUGGUGUAUGUCACUGAUUUGUGGUACCUUUGUUAAUCCUUAGAGGAGACUUACUCUGCAUAAUGGCAACUACAUGGACAACAUCAAACUUGCCACUGAGGUUUGUGAGGAAAUGUGUUAAUAAUCUGUUGUGGUGUUGACAUGCAAAAUAAUCUAAUGAAGGAAGUUUUUUUUUUCUUUUUCAUUUUAAGCUGUCAAAAAUUUUCUCUUUGCUUUUUGUUAGACAUAUGUGAUGAAUGAACUUCAUGACCAGCUUUUAAGAGGCAUCAGCUCUAUUUUUGGAAAAGAAGUGAGUGUUUAUCUUUGCUUGUCUCAACUGUUAUCUUGCACGAACUCGUUUUGUUAGUUGGGCACAUUACAUGUGAAGUUCUACCGUCAUUAAAGUAUCGACCUCUGAUUUUUUCUUUUCUUAGGACGCAUUAUUAAAUAAAACCACCAGAAACUUGGCCGAAAUUCAGAUCAAAGAUCUGGGAAUAAAGGAACAGCUACGGUGAGAUACAUUAUGGAGGCCUAACUGGGGUCAUCAGAUCCAAUAAAGUACGGUUAACCUUUUCAUCUCACCAGGAAAUCGUUCUUUCUUAAAGUGAUUAAAACAACUUCAAGCCAAAAAAACGAGGAAAAAAGAUAGCCUGGUAAUAGAUUUAAGUGAAUUGAUUAGGAAAUGACACUGUUUUAAUUUGACAGCCAAGUGAGGCGAGUCAAUGAAAAAGAAGAAAUGAGUAAAACGUUCAUGGAAUUCUUUUAGUAGUUUGAUGAGCUUACAUAUGCCUUCAUGUAUUGAUUUGUUCACAGUACCAAUCUGCCAAGAGGAAAAAGAGCUCUUUCGUUCUUGAAUAGGGUAGGUGGGGUUUAGUUUAAAAUACUUCUGUGUGCUGCAUUCUGUUUCCGUUUUAGUUCUUCACAAUUCUUCCUUUCUUGUUUUUUUUUUCGGUCUGCUGACGUAUCCUUUCGAUCGUUCCAUUGCUUGGUCGGCGUUCGUCCUUCGUGCGUUUGUCGUUCGUCGUUUUACUUUCGUUAUUCUUCUUCUCCUUGUUCGUCGUUCGUUCGUUGUUUGUCGUUCGUCUUUCGUUCAUUUUUAUUUGUUCGUCCGUUUGUUUGAUGGGUGGUUUGUUUGUUCAUUGAUCCAUUAGUUCUUUAAUUUUAUGAACUCUUACAUUUUAUUCAUGCACAACUAUAUUUUUGUAUUUUUUCUUUUAGUACAAAACGCCCCUGGAAAAGUUUCAUUGUCUGAAGAAAACUGUUACCAUAGUGACUGAUAGGAAGAUGAAGACUCCAGAUGGUAGGCAUUUUUCUGUAAAAGCAUGCGAAUGUGCUUGAAUACUUUCAAUGGUCAAAAAUGACACGUAAACUGUAGCAGAAAAAAACAGCAUUAAUGAGGCAUUUAACUUCCUUCAAAGUGAAGAUCAACCGUUUACCGUGUCAUUAUAAAUUGUCCUUGUGUUGUGUUUUUUCUACAUUACCAAAUGACAUUUUACCGUCGUGUUUCGAGAUAAUCAUCGAUGACACUGAUAACUGAUGACUCAAGGCACAUUCCUGGAAAAUUUCAACCUGAAACGUUAUGGAAAAUGAUAUUUUUCACUCUUGCAGAUGCUGCUGAGGCCAUUACAGUGGAUGAUCUCCUUCCAGCCUUAAUCUUUUUAAUCAUCAAAUCUGACAUUCCAAAUUGGUUUGUAUUUAUUAGAAACGAUUAUUUGGUUUUCUAGUGUGUAGAUACGAUUUAAAUAAACUUGCAAGCAAGCUGUCAUUGGUGCUGCCAUAUAAGGGGCGAGGCCUGCGCGUUUCGGGUCGUGAGUGUGAGCUUGCGCGCGAGCGUGGGUGCGAGUGUGGGAUUUGCGAUGGGUUUGGCACGUUCUCGACAGACGGCUUGCUUCGUUCGCGUGCUCGAAUUUGGCGGACUUCGCCGCUCGUGCUACAGCGUGUAAAAGAGGCUGCUCGCACACUAGAUGUAUAUUUGUUGUGUUUGCAGUACGGCCUAAACAGCCAGCGUUAUCAGGCAAAUCUGAAGUUGUGAGAAUUUAUGAUGUUUGAUCACCAAAAGACUGAUAGUAACUGAAUAUGAAAUUACAAACAUGAAAUCAUUCCUAAAGGAUGCCGUCUAUUAACUUUGCGUUUAAAAUUUAUGAAUGAAUUAACUGUGAUACUUCCAGCGCUCUCAUUGGUCGAUAGGUGACAGCAAUUGAGACGUUUUGGAUUCGCACGUACUUUUGAGAAUUUUUUGCACAGCUUCAUCUGAAUACUCGAGGAGUUUGGGAAAUUGUUGAAAUGUGUCUACUUCUGGUUCUUCCUCCUCCUCCUCCUCCUCCCCUCCCCUCCCUCCACCUUUGUUAAGAUGAGACCAUGUAAACCCGAUGAAACGUUUAUGACUUGACAAGAAAUGUCAACACAGCAGAUGUAAGACAUUUCACAUUUCUCCGGUUUAGUUGAAUUUUAUUCUGUUAAUUGCCUAGUAGUCCAUUCCUUGUUUGUUCCUGUUCUUCUUUUUUUUAUUUACGUAUUUAUUUACUUAUUUAUUUAGUUUGUUCCGUUCACAGGCUUGCCAACAUAACCUAUAUGCACAAUUUCCAUUUCUCUAAACGAGGGCACAGUGAGUUCCAGUGAGUAUUAACUUUGAAACAAUUGCCUUCUUUGUCAAUGGCCUUUACAUAACCAUCAAUUGCGCCGAGUUCGUACAAAAUCGGGAUGGCAAAUCUUUUUAGUGGAGUUUCUUUAAUGUCAAACCUUCUCUUUCCAUUUGUAGAUUCUUUCUGUCUUCAAUCGAAGCAGCUGUGGAACACAUUAGAAGAGGAUCUGUUGAUGAUAUUUUAAAGGGUCUUCCGCCCACUAAGGUCAGUUAAUAAAGUGUUUUGAAGAUCGCGCACUGACAAAGGAGGCGGCGUGGCCAAGUGGUCAGGGCGAUGACUUGAUAAAUUGAAUUUUUUUCUCCGUCGUGCCGAGUUCAACUCCUCGGCUGCGCUGUGUAAAUAGCAUACUGGUCUGCCUCCGGCCAGUUGGGAUUUCAAGCAUUUUUUGUCUGUUGGAAAUAUUUGUUUCUCUCUCUUGCAUACUGUUAAGCGCUCAGAGGCUUGUAAUUAGCGCUAUCUAAAUUAUAAAUUUAUUUAUUUAUGUUAUACUCAUACAAUCAAUUUUUAACGUGAAUGUAACCACUUUUUUCGCUAAGAGUAAUAUCGUUCUUCUUUUUCACCGAAAUUACAGGAAAAAUCGCUGUCCCUCUUUCAUAAUGAUUCAUGGUGAAAUAUGCGGUUUUAUCCAGCCAUUUUUGCUGUCACAAAUUGUAGGCUCUCGGCAUAGGACAAAGUCUACUUUUUGCACUGAAGAGGAACUCACUUUUGCCUUUCCACUAUGCUUGAAAAAAAACCUGAUCGUACUGUUCCAUGUAUUAUUAGUGAUUUGAAAGAUCUCUGUGAGCGUAUUACUUAUGUUUUAGUCUGAAUUCUCCGUUCCUAUUUUUCGUACAGAAGAUAACAUCUCCCCGGCUUGUCAUGGAAACCGAUGUAGCAGACAAGAUGACAGCUCUUGAGAAACUGUUUGAGGUAAGUGUCAAGGGUUGUCAAUCAGGUUUCAAAUGGGUAGAAUAAUCUUAAAGUGCCACCUACGGUGAAAAAGUGUCAUCAAGAACAUGUCAUGGACACGGGAAAAAUAGCCUGGCUGGGAAGUGGUUUGGCAACUGUCAGCUGGAAGUUUUUCCAUCUUGGACAAUUUACAGAGUGUCCUUAGGCACUUCUUUCGUACAUAUAGAUGUACAUAGAUGAAGAAAUAUAUAUAUGACGUAAAAAUCUACUUGUUAGUUAGAAAACCUUUUGACUUCUAUCAGAAACCAUUUCGAGUCAGAGUAGAUUUCCAAAUGAGCGACACCCUCAACAUACACAGGUAAAGCUACAGUGUCUCAUGAAAAUAAUCGAUUAACAAUCAUUUACCGUUUCUUGUCAUUUCCCGUGUCUUUUAGUUUGCAUCAAGUGGAAACGAAGAAGAAGUAGAAAAGCUGUUAUUGAGUGGGAGAGAAUCUGCGGAUGGAAAAUUCUGUCACCCUCUGUGUGCUUGUGUUAAAUGCGAAAAGCUACACAGGAGGUAAACGUUUUGCUGUAAAAUUCCGCGGGUAACUUUAAAAAGUUUGGCAUUGGAUAAAUUCCCAAAAUAGUGCCUUCCUCCUCUUCCCUCCCCCCAAAGUGGCUUGUUUUUCUCCUUGCAUCUCCCCCUUCGACUUCAAAUAGCGAUUUGUGCAAUGGAAAAGUUAUUGAUUCAAUCAGUAGUCAAGUGAUUUAAGUGACAUCGUGGUGUCGCUACAGAAUAUCAUAAAAUGUUCAACCCUGUUUAAUCAGUCUAUUUUGCGUCGUGUUCAAACAUUAGCUGUUAAAAUUUCAGGAACGUACUAUUCGCCAAAUUUGAGCUGCUACCCUAUCAUUUUCAAAAUUAACGUAUUGCGCUGGAUUGGUUUUGCAAACUCUACCAGCGCACCGAGAUUUUAAUGCAGUAGACAAACUUGCAAUCGAAUUUUCGUCUUUCAUGUCAGACGAAGAGCUUAGUUGUAAGAAAGUUCAAUAGGGUUUUUGCACCCCAAAGAUAGUGAGACCUAUUCACGAGAGGGGAGUGGUUAGUUACUUUCGGAAUUUUAUGGUACUAAGUUGAAAACAAACAGAAUGGUGGUGAUUUGGUUGAAUGAGGGUGAAGGAUUAGGAAUUGUAUAUGGUUUCCUAACAAAACACUGUGAAAAGAAGAGACUAUAAUCAUCGAAUUUGCAGGAAACGCCACGACCCGUUUGCAGUGACAGUCUUCUCUAGAGAUGAUCUGGGACGAACUGUGCUGCAUGUGGCAUCUGAGUACGGUAUGUAGAGAAUACGGUGAGCUUAUUUGUUUAGAAUGGUGAAUAGUUUGUAUAGUCUUUUUUUUUUCAUGCUCUUGCAUCGACCCAAGGUUACUUCUCUCUCCAAGUGCCAAAUUCCGGUAAAAAUUAUCUUACAGUACGUGAUUUUCUAGCCAAUUUCACACCAUAUUACUAAUGGCGUGCGAAUUCGCCCGUCACAUUCCGGGUCACGAGGCGUAGAUGACGUCAUCAAAAACAAAGUAACUUGGUCAGAGAGGGAUCUGAUUCGAACAAUUUGUGAUGAUGUUCUUUGUUGAUAAUCAACAGGACACUGUAACGUGAUGUACAAACUGAUCAAAAGAGGUGCUGUGGUGAAUGCUAUGGACUAUAACGGAACAACAGCCCUGCAUUUGGCUUGUCAGCGGGGACACGGUAGCGCUGCAGUGAGUAGGAAAUAUUUAUUUGGACUUUUCCGGUAGUGGCGCUCUAGUGCUCUCGGUUUUUAACACUUCUAUUUUUACCUUGACCUAUCUUCUAUGCACCAAGUGACUUGACGAAUCAAACGAAUGUUUCUCUUUUGCAAAUUCCUGUUUCAGUUGGUACUGAUGCAUUAUAAAGCUGAUGUAAACGCUCCCGAUAACGAUGGUAACACGCCUCUACACUUAUGCACAGCGAAUGGACAUGAGAAGGUAAGAGCUUUUUCUUAACUUUAUGGGUGAUCGACAAAUUCUUCAUAAUCAUUCUUCGCUAGUUUACGAUUUAUAAUGGUAAUUGAACUGAAUGGAGUGCUCUUUACUCUAACAUCAUACGCGUGAUUUCAAAAUCGAACGAGCACGCAGUGCAGAUUUGAUUUAAAACUACCAGUAAGAUUUCCGAACAAAAUUGCACCACACGAAGUUCAAUCACCACUUUAUUAUAUCCAUUUAGAAAUUGCAUAAUGCAGUUCUUCAAAUACAGAAAUUUGUCUGAACAAAUAUUUUAGUGAUCCAGUACUGAGCUGAUUUGUAAAAAGUUGCAAAAGCUUUCUUUCAUUUUCUCGCAAUUUGAUUAGUUACUUUAGGCAAGCCUUGAAAUCUGUUUGGUUGUUGUGUUUUUGAUAAACUCUCUCAUUGGCUGGGGAGAAGAUGCUAUUUAAAGCAAAAAAUUGUGCGAUUCGUGAAUAAAUAGCACAGAUAAGAGCCAGUCGGAUUGCAAGAAUCACCAGUGAUUACAAUAUGGAUGUCAAUAACAACUUUUUUUUCACUUAGUAGAAUGAAGUCUCGUUAAAUGACAUAGAAUUCUUGUGAUUUUUCCCCGUAGUGCACAAAGGCGUUGAUAUUUUUUGACACGCAAUUAAACGUGCUCAAAGUGAAUGCUGCCAAUGAACACGGAGACACGCCUUUGCAUUUGGCAUCUCGUUGGGGAUAUGGUAGGGUCUUGCUUCACUGAACUUAGAUCAUAAGUAACUCUUGCAUGAAGAAAAUGAAAGCUCUUAUGAACUCAGGGCAGCUUUCAUUUGUUAUCUAGUUGGCUAUUAAAUCACUCGACUAUGUGGAGUACAGUACAUCUGACAGUGAAAGAAAUUUUCUUUACGGUUCUUCUUACUGUAAUUGAGCAAGAGAAUAUGCGUUCGUUCCAGGUAUUUCAAUAAAAGCCAGUUAAUGGCAGUGUACCGCAUUGAGACCUAUUACCGCCAACUGUUUAGCUUGCAAGUAGCUAUCCUGUUUCGCGCUUACGGCGUUUUUCCGGGAACAGCCGCCUACUGCACCAUCGGCAGCCGCUUAUGGAAAAACCUAUUAAAACCGUGACAAUGCUAGACUAAAACCAAUCGCGAGCUUAAGCCCGUUUGUAUGUGAUCUACUUUUAGUGGGUUUAUCGGUUCCUUGUGUAUUUCUGGCUUUGUUCUGCUUGAUUAUUAUCUUCUCUUAGCACUCUUAUGUGUCCUCAAUUGACGAAGCAGUAUUCUACUUUCAAAUUCUUUCAUCGUUCACUCAUUUUUGUGUGUUUGUUGUCAGCUGAACUUGUCCCGCUUUUGCUUGAGAGUGGCGCUUCACUGGAAGCUCGAAACAAAGACAAGGCCACUCCAUUGGACAGCUCCCAUAAUAAACAGGUAAUUUUCGAUUCAGCCUACAUACGGUGGCCUUUUUCUUAUUCCGCGAAAGGAGUGGUACUGGAGGAGUGACAUGGCCGCUUCUUAUCAUCUGGUGGCUUAAAUUCGUAUGCGCUUUUGAAUUUAUAACUUUUCAAAACAGUCACUAUAUAAUUCCGUUGCGUUUCAAUUUUUGUAAUCGGCAGGUCACCGAGAUACUCCUUGAAGCACAAACUUCAGCCAGCGAAGAACAAGAACACGCAGCGAUAUCUUAUCCGGAGGAAAGAGUAAGUUUGCACCUGUCCUUGUUUAAUAGUGUCCAAAUCGUGUAAGAGCUUUGCCUGGAGGAACUCUGGUAGAAUGGAGCAUCUUAUUCCACAAAACUUUGAACUUAAUCGACCCCCUUAACCGAUAAUCAUAGAGUACUACGUAGUGUCAGUCUGCUGACCGAUGACCCUGAAGUCAGUAGGCUCGUGGUACAAUAUUGCAGUAACAGCAUGCUGCAUAGAAAAACCAAAGUUCUUGCAAAUCGUUUUGUCGUUACAUUUGUAUGUUGGCCAUUGGUAAUUCAAAAAGAACAGCUUUCUUAGAAGAUCUUAAUUAUUUUAGUGCGUCUCCGACCGUUGACGUUGUUAUUUUUAGUCCAACACAGUUGUGGAAAGGCCGCUUAUUCAUUCCGAGGAGUUUCCAAACGCUGUCUCAAAGGAUCAGGAAAAGGCCAAGGAGGUAAACCCGAAGUCAUAGAUGUUUAGAGAAGACCAUUUGAACGUUAAGCCGUCAUAAAGAAAGAACGCUUACAACCAGUCUAUAAUUACUUUUUUCACACGAAAACCUCCCACAAUCUGACUCGAAUAUCUUACGGUUCGGCUGUAGUGAAAGCAAGAGUAAUCAGUGGUACAUACAUACAUAAUAACUGUAGAGGAAUUCCAAUGAAAGGUGAAGAAGGUACAAUUCCUAAGCACACGUAUACAACCAAUCAGAUCACAAGAAAACCCAUGUAUCUUCCACAUAAGUGGCAGUAUGUUCGAUUAGUUUACCAGCUUCGUUAGCUUAUUGCUGCAUCUUGUAUUCUAUCUUCAAAGAUUGACCGAUUUAUACGUUCAAUUGCCGAUGGCGAUGUAGAACUGGUAAGAAAUCACUCAUAUUGUGGCAUGUAAAGGGCAACCGAAGUAGAAAUGAAUGAACAAAGAGACUGAACCUUUCAGAAGAAACGCACAUUUAAAAAUUGUAUGUUUAUUGAGGCUCCUUUUAGCCUGAGAGAAGGCCCCCUAUGGUCAGCGCUUCAGCACCAGCGUUUCUCCGCUCGCCUGAAGGUAUGAGGCUUGGUGGCAUGCGAGACGGCAAGAAAUCUGCGCGUGCGUAAGGGAUCUAGCCCUGAAAACGAGGGUGUCAGAAAUUGGCAAACCUCUCCCCGACUCGUCCCAAAUAUUCCUACGUACGGAGAGACGCGCGUCCUGCAGCACCAAUGAGGGCCUGGUUGCAGGCGAGGACGCUUUUCGAAGCUGUGGUGGGGUUUUUGGUAUCUUAACUGACUCAAAGUGAGGUUUUUUUUUUUCGGUAUUGACCUCUACGGUAAUUAUCCUUUCAAAGUUUCAUAUUCAAAUUUAAACCCGAGUUUUCAAACUGUUUUAGAGAGGAGCUUGAAUGCUUCUAUAUCAUUUUUUCGAUGAUCUUCAUUCUUAGUCAUCUUUGUUCCUUGUUGGUUUAUCUAAUGUAGCUCUUUCAACACUAAGAAAUUUCUAUUUAAAUGAUUUUCUCUUUCAGGUUCGCUAUAAACUUGGUCUGAGUGACGAUGAAGAAGACGAGGUGGACGCGGGCGAGCAGCCUCGCUCUGACCAAGACCUCUGUCAUCCUUUGUGUCAGUGUGACAAGUGCAGCAAGUGGCAGAAGGUAUGCCACGUGAUGGAGAUUUUGACACUUCCGUUAUUUUUUCUGAACAUUGCUUUUCACAAGAAGGUUCAGAGUUCAGCACUAAAUGUAUAAGGACGCAAAAGAAAUACUGAGGAAUUGGUCACAUACUUAUGGUAUGGGAAAAAAUUACCAACUCAGAUUUAAAAACGUCUGUAAAUAUGAACAAUUUCUGACCUUCAUCUCUUUGAUAACCUUUGUUGUGUUGAUUUGAAAUUUCCAGUGCGUCUCAUUAUGCCAGAUCUCGACGAAGGGUUUCGAAUGUUACGAUGUAGUGUAAAACGUGCCCUAAGCAUCUGCAUUAAGUCCAUAGCCUUUUAAGAAAACGGGAAAAGUGAGAGCUGAGCGAGAGUCACCGAGGGCAUGUGGCGAAAGAGAGAAAAAAAAUUUUUUUUUGGCUCCCUUUUGCUGUAAUCUUUUGUGUGUCUUCUGCUGAGCUUAAAUAGAGAGGAAAAGUCUGCCUCAUAGGCCUCUAAAUCCUUGUUGGGUCUCAAAACUCAGGCUUUGCCUUAGAAAAGUUGUACCUCAGCCAGCAUGCUCUCAUGCCGUGGAGGUUGUAUUCGUAAGUUAUGUUCUUUGUGAAUUCUGUGGCAGAGAUCACAACAAGCCGCAGAGAGGAUCAUUCAUCCAAAUGUUAAGAAUGGCGAAGGAAACACGCCUCUUCACGUUGCAGCUAUCAGGGGAUACGAAGAAAUGACCAACUUGUUAUUGAGCCGAGGAGCUCAGGCUGAUGCUAAGAAUUACACUCAGAUGCGAGCGCCUUUACAUUUCGCCUGUCAGUACAAUCACCCGAGGGUAUGUCUGUAAUCGAUAUUGUGAUGUUUACUUAGCACUGUUGACCCUUUGAGCUGGCAGGAUAGACUCGUCGACUCGUCCUAAGAAUGGUGUCCGAAAUAGAAAAAAGAAUCCAUACUAGAAUACAAACGACCUGAGUAGUAACUACUUCAAGUCUGAAGUCAACGCAAUUUAUAUUCUUGGUGACAUGACGAUCCUGGAGGUUCUUUUAUUUCACGGACUUUUGACUGCGUAUAAACUAUCCGAGGUGUCCUUUUCGAAAAAUUUUCUGGAGUUGCGAGUGUAUUUAUCACAGUGUUUGAUCUAAUGGCAACAGCUAUAGCUCUUCCACCUCGUCUUUUAUGCCCUUAAUAUGUCUUAUUGUUUAUUUUUAUUUAUUUGUUUUUUAUUUCAAUCAUUAUUAGGUGGCCGGUCUUCUUUUGAGUUACAAAGCUAAAGUUAACAUCAAAGAUUACAAAGGCAAUACUCCCCUGCAUCUGUGCUGCUUCACUGGAAAUUUGGAUCCUGCUAGCGUUCUCAUAGGGGUACGUCAGAAUGUUAUCUACGGUCCUUGUUAAUCUUGUUCAUCCUCAGACAUUCACAGUCCUUUCUGGUUUAUUCUGACUUACUUGGUGUUUGUUUAUCCCUGCAAACUAUUAUUCUGAGGUUUUUUUCAAUUACCGAGCUUUUUUAAACAUUGUUCAGCGAGUGACUCGAAAUAUCCCUUUAAAGCUCAUUUAACUGUCUGCCACAAAACGAACGACGUCUGUCUUUUUCCAGUUGGCGAGAAUAGAUAAAAUUAUAUGAUUUUAUUGACAUAAUACCGAAUUCUCUAAACUAAGUACAUGUAGUAAGAAAACUUACCGGAGCUGCAAGGGAGCAUUAUUAAUCAGAACUUGGGAGACAGAGGCUUAAUCUAACUUCCCUGAUCUGUUCAUAUUGUGAUGCAGCACGACGCCAACGUGGAUCUCUUAAAUGACCAGGGAAAUACACCACUGCACGUAGCAGCCAGGUAUGGUAUUGUCUUCCAAACUCGCUCCUGAAUUUAGUGAUUACUGAGAAAAAAUGCACGUAUUAUUGUUAUCUUGGGGCUGCUUUUCGCUAGAGGUUGAGGGAAAGUAGAAAUGCCCAUUUUCAGCCUCGUCCUCGUGUGUCAUAUGUUGACGAUGUCGUAGCUCCGGUCAUUCCAGGGCAUUACACUGUCCUAGAGACGAGGGUAUUUUUUGUUUUUAAUCGAUUCAGCGGUGGGUCGAGUUAAUCCAGGGGUCUUAAUUUUUGUGGAAACUGGAACAAUAUCCAAGAAAAGUAACUGGUAUUUCAACGAUCCUUCAUUCUGUCAUAGAACAGAAUGUGGCGGAACUGGGCGACAAGAUGGGUCAAUUUAAUCCUAAACAAUUAAAAACAGUCUAUCACUAUAGUUGAUGCAAUCAAGGAAUAAACAGAUCUGGCUCACGCAUUCCUGGAUCUCAGAUGAAUUUUCUCUAUUAAUACACAGUAAGAGCAAACUUAGCACAGCUGCUCUGCUGAGCGAUAUUUUCUAUCUAACUUUUCUUUACUUUUCCAGGUUUACUUUUGUCAAACUUGUGAAUUUGUUGCUCGAGAACGAAGCGUCGGUGACGAUAAGGAACAAGAAACAGCUGACGCCUCUACAAUAUGCUCAAGUACGUAUUUGGAGGUCUUGCAUCUGUCAUGGGUGCAGGCAAACUGUCAGAGAACUUUGAUAAAAUGUAGGGAGGGAGGAGAAGGGGGGGACGGAGAGAAUCCUGCAUCCAGAGGGCAGAGAUACCUCUAGUUGCAUCAUGUAACAAAAACGGGAUAGGAUCCCUCAGGGUGGAUUACGUGGUGUUUACCUACGAUGAGACCGUUGAAAAAGUUCUUCUUCUUGAGAACCUUCCGCCCUGAACUUUUCUCAACGUUACAUGCAAACUUUGAUAAACUGGUUAAAUUUGUUACUUUCCUCUCCAUCUGCCAGCGCGAUGACGUCAUACGUGCUCUGGACCAAGCGAGGGGUAUCGGUUUCAAUGCUCGGACGAAGAGACUCAGUUACAGCGGCCACAACUCGCCAUACACACAGGGUAGGGAGAUACAUAACUCUUGCUAACUGAGUACGAAGUCCUUAUUGUUAGUUACGGACCCAGUCUUUCCGCGGAUCGUGGGGACGAGCUCAGUGAGAUGUUUUGAAUGUCUCUCUUUGAAACGAUUUCUAGUCAAGGAAAACAGCUUGGAGAGCAAAACGGGUCAAGUCGAAAUCGCAUUUGAUUCGUUAGCUCGUCGGAACAGAAUUAGUAGAAACAAGUGGAAACAGGUGAUUUCCUGGGAAAGUUAAGAGUUUGGCCAAGAAUGAGGGGAAAUUUUGGCUUCAAAAGCAACAUACGCUGUAGAGUACGACCGGACCAGGCACGCUUACCUAGUAACUAAGACAUAAUUUUACAAUAACUCAAAGAGAGUUUCAGUUCUUUUUUUUUUUUCUCUCUUUUUUUUUUUUGCCUUAAUUCAGGUAAUAAAGAGUCAAAAUCCGCCCAACUCAAGACCCGAUCCAACUCGAUUCCAGCCCACAUCGGAGAGACCGUUACCAAACAGCCAUUGCCUGUUAUCAGUGCUACUGGUCCCACGUCGACCGCGCUGCCUACUAGUGAGCCUGGAGACAUAUCUCUUCCUUCGCACGAUAGACUCAACAAACUGUUUGAGAGACUGGAAAGAGGUGAUGUUGAACGACUUCAAGACAUUGGAAAGGCUGUCAAGUCUUUUGAUAGGUGAGAUACGCGUUAGUCUGUUUUCCGUACUAUUUCGGUUUUUUCACUGCCUCUUCGUGUACGUUUGCCUUGUGCGCCUCCGCCCUUACGCGACCGUCCUCACGUAAGAAACUGGUUGUGACUAGCCUAACAUGCAGUAAGCGAUUGUCUUUGUGAUCUCCUCCUCCGCCCCUCCUCUCUGUCUGAGAGUUCAUGUCUCCCAGCGAACGAAAUGGUAGGGGGAAAAUGGUAAAUAUAACUAAAGGACUUCUAACAUAUACCAUUUUAUCGAAUUCUAGACAGACUUCACUGAGGAAGACUGCAACGAUUGACAAAAGUUCGCCACUGAUUGAUCAGUACCUUAAACACCAGGUGAAAGCUUGAUUGUUUUGAAAAAUGUGAUGUCCUUUUGUGGUGUGCAAUUUACCCGAAAAUUUAACCCGAAAAACUGUUGUGCUUCUUUUUGUAGCUGUCCAUUCAGCAUUUCAAUCGGUCAGCGCUCCGGAAAGUGCUUACACGUGAUCAUAGCCAACCAAUGAUUGAGCAAGAUAAGAAUUGCGAAAGAGACGUCAGUAGUGAAGACGAAAAAGAUGAUGCCAGCAAGUGAUAAUCAUGUGUUUACCGCGUGGAGAUCACACACGACGCAAAUUUCACGAGGGACAUAUUUACAGUAAACAAUCAGUCACCCCGAAGUGGAGUUAGAUAUCCACUACGACACGGGUUUUUUUAAUUCUUUUAGUAUAUACCGCACAAGAACCAGUAAAGAAAAAUGAUUAGAGAUUAAACUCUUGACGUGCAAGUUUGUCUCUUUGGCUGCUCGUAGGUGAAUAGUACGUGCUAAUCACUUUCCAGCUAGCCAAUCAGCACGCGCGAAAAGAGCUAUUCGCGUACGUGGUAUAUACUAAAAAAGAUAACGAGAAAUGGAACCAGCAUAGAAAUUGGAUUUGUAUUUUAGGCUGGUUCUUUGGUAAAUACUACCUUGUUAAUGAUUGUUUGAAAGUAAGUGCGUAAAGUUUUUCUCUUUGGGUGAAGCCAAAUGAAGAUUCUCCUUAAGAGAAUCAUAGUUGAUUAUGUUGCUAGCGCUUUAGGAUAAAGCGACGUUGAAUUUGUUGUAAUGCCUUCAAAGAAGGACUCGUAUAAUAUACGAUUUAUGGGACAUCGAAAGAGAGUUUUCAACAUAUGUUCUGAUUUCCUUAACUUCGAAGAGCUUUGUAGUUUUGUACUGGAACAACUUUAUGUUAAAAUAAUAAAUCAACCUUUGUUGCCUGCGGAGUGUAGACGUCUG
This is a messenger RNA of Pocillopora meandrina, 19626 nucleotides long. NCBI's taxonomy places the organism in Eukaryota, Metazoa, Cnidaria, Anthozoa, Scleractinia, Pocilloporidae. The record is from the annotation of a GenBank genome assembly.